This is a messenger RNA of Neltuma alba, 790 nucleotides long. RefSeq names its product transcription factor bHLH68-like. The coding region runs from base 1 to 456 and encodes 151 amino acids. Gene Ontology annotation, biological process: regulation of transcription by RNA polymerase II. Gene Ontology annotation, cellular component: nucleus. The transcript is spliced from 7 exons. NCBI's taxonomy places the organism in Eukaryota, Viridiplantae, Streptophyta, Magnoliopsida, Fabales, Fabaceae. The record is from RefSeq and is a predicted model, not a curated record. Gene Ontology annotation, molecular function: RNA polymerase II cis-regulatory region sequence-specific DNA binding; DNA-binding transcription factor activity, RNA polymerase II-specific; protein dimerization activity.
AUGUGUGAAACUAACUGUCAACCAUAUGAAGGAGAGAAGCUGGGUGACAGAAUCACAGCCCUUCAUCAGCUAGUUUCUCCAUUUGGGAAGACUGACACAGCGUCUGUGCUGUUAGAAGCUAUUGGGUAUAUCAGAUUCCUUCAGAGUCAGAUCGAGGCUCUCAGCUUACCAUACUUGGGCAAUACUGCUUCAUCAAACAUCAGGCACCAACAACAACAAUCUGCAGUUCAAGGAGAGAAUAAUUGUAUAUUCCCUGAAGACCCUGGUCAGCUUCUGCAUGAAAACAGCUUGAAGAGGAAAGCGCCUGGCAGUAAUCAGCAGGAAUCAAGAGAAGAAAGGAAGAAGGACCUGAGAAGUAGAGGGUUGUGUCUGGUUCCAGUGUCGUGCACAAUGCAAGUUGGGAGUGACAAUGGAGCAGACUAUUGGGCUCCUGCACUAGGCGCAGGGUUUCGAUAGAUCAAAACUUCGCCAUAGAAGAAGAAGAAGAAGAAGAAGAAGAAGAAGACAGAUGGAUGAUGCCAAUUAAUUGAAGAAGGAAAAGAGAUACCAUCAUGAGCAGUCAAAUGCUCUAAGACUUUCCAAGGCUGAUUGCUCAUGAUGCUAUACUCUUUCGUCCUCAAUAAAACUUCUAGCUAGCUAGCUUGCGUGCUCAUCUGCUGUCCUCAAUUGAUUCAUUCCACUUUUCCUGCAAUCCCUUGCUUCCUCCUAAUUAUUAUUGUUAAUUAACACUAGUUUUCUUCGUCUAUUAUUGUUCAUGCACGCAAAUCCAUCUCAGCUUUCUUUGUUAUUA